UCUCUUCUCUUCUUCUUCCUAUGGAUCCAAGGAAUCCAUAUAGCCAGAAUUCUGGUUAUAUGGGGCUUCUUAACAACGUUCACAAUAAUAAUGUUCAGAAAAACAUUCCUUAUGAAAGUUAUCCUUCCACUGUCGACAUUGGCGCCUCAGAAAUCCCUCCUUUUAGUUCCCAACAGUCUGAGUCUCCAUCCCAACCUGAGGACACACCUGUGGAGCGUAUGGUGAGAAGGAAAUGGACGCCGCGUGAUGACGAGGUUGUGAUUAGUGCGUGGCUUAACACAUCAAAGGACGCCGUUGUCGGAAAUUCUAUGAAGUUACAGACCUUCGGGAGACGCGUUGAUGAGUACUUUGCAGCAACUCUUCAUGAAAAGAUAGAGAAUGUUCAUUGUAAGCAGAGGUGGCACAGAAUCAAUGAUCAGACGAACAAGUUCUGUGCCGCAUUCGCUGCUGCAGAGAGACAAAUAACCAGCGGUCAGAGUGACAAUGACGUCCUAAAGCUGGCUCAUGAUAUCUUCUACUCUGAUCAGGGUCAGAAGUUUACCCUCGAGCACGCAUGGUGUGUCCUGCAGCACGAAAAAAGUGGAUAAGCCUUAACACACCUACGCCCACCGGUUCAAAGAGAAAGAGUGGGGAGGUCAGUUCCCAAAAUUCAAGCGCAGCUGUGGGUGAGGUCAGUUCCGACUCUUCAAUGCGUCCUGAAGGUAUCAAGGCUGCGAAAGCAAGCAGGAUAUUAGAAAAGGAAAGGCUAUUGAGGACUAUAAGACCAUUAUGGAGGGCAAGAUGGAAGAACUGGCGAGGAAGGAGAAACUGUCUAAGCUGGCGAUAUUAUACACUCUCCUUGCUAAGAAGGAUCCACUAAGUUUGAGUGAAGAAACUGUUAAGAACAAGCUGUUGGUCGAUCUGUUCUAGUUUUACAAGUUCUAAGUCUCUAUCUUCUGUAAUAUGUUUCAAAAUGUUGCUUUUGUCAUCGUCUAGGUUCUAGUUUUAUAAGUUCUAGGUUUGUCUCUUGUGUGAUAUGUUCUAUGUUUGAUAUAAUGAUAAUUUCCAUUUCGUAAGACUCGUAUCAGUUUCUGUCUUGUGUUCUAAGCUUGUGAAAAAAUAUAUUUUUGUUUGUGUUCUAAGCUUUUUAUUAUUUUCAGGACAUGGGAUUGGAUUAUAGCUACACGCAGCCAUCUGAUUCAGAGGAUUAUGGUUUAGGGAACACAGCCGUCAGUGGCCACAGCUCCACAGAAAUGAAUAUACUCGUGGACCAAGCAGAGAUCGAAGCCACGCGGGUUCAGUACCCUCCACAGCCGGAGGUUGAGUUCGGCUUCCCCAAGGAAUGUUACUGUGGUCGCGAACCGGUUAUUAGGACAUCUGUCUCAAGAACUGACCCUGGGAGAAGGUUCUACACCUGUGAGAACAUCGACGAUGGAGACUGCCAUGUAUACAAGUGGUGGGAUGUAGCGGCUACAAAGGAGAUCAAAGCAAUAGGUACACAGUAUGCUCUGCUUUCUGAUAAGGUGGACUAUAUUGCGGCUGUUAGUGACUACGAGUCAGAACUAAACCAGGUAAAAGAUCUCCAUCAUGAGACUGAACUGAAGUUGGUUGUGCUUGAGAAGACUCUCGCUGAGUUAUCAAAGAAAAUUUCUCCGUUUGGUAAUCGGUUUGAAGUCGUACUAGGUGGUCUGGUUCUUGUAGUAAUGGUAAUGGCUGUGUUUGUAAUGUUUAAGUAGGUUUGAACUAAGAGGAGAGUGAACUAAGUAGCUUGGUGUUUUGGAUAAGUGGUGUUUCGUACGACGUAUAAAUUGAUCAUGUAUUUUGGAUAAUGUAUUUGUUGCAAUGAACAAGGAGACUUAUAAAUUGA
Messenger RNA from Brassica napus (rape), 1846 nucleotides. RefSeq lists its product as uncharacterized. The record is from RefSeq and is a predicted model, not a curated record. NCBI's taxonomy places the organism in Eukaryota, Viridiplantae, Streptophyta, Magnoliopsida, Brassicales, Brassicaceae. Bases 1143 to 1715 code for a protein of 190 amino acids. The transcript has a single exon. Gene Ontology annotation, molecular function: zinc ion binding.